This is a messenger RNA of Lodderomyces pseudojiufengensis, 1497 nucleotides long. It is a transcript of the gene GND1, whose product is annotated as phosphogluconate dehydrogenase (decarboxylating). Lineage: Eukaryota; Fungi; Ascomycota; Pichiomycetes; Serinales; Debaryomycetaceae. The transcript is spliced from 2 exons. Gene Ontology annotation, biological process: pentose-phosphate shunt, oxidative branch; pentose-phosphate shunt. Gene Ontology annotation, cellular component: cytosol. The record is from RefSeq and is a predicted model, not a curated record. Gene Ontology annotation, molecular function: phosphogluconate dehydrogenase (decarboxylating) activity; NADP binding. Bases 1 to 1497 code for a protein of 498 amino acids.
AUGUCUGCUCCAUCAGAACCAAAAGGUGAUAUCGGUUUAAUCGGUUUAGCCGUUAUGGGUCAAAAUUUGAUCUUAAAUGCUGCUGAUCAUGGUUAUACUGUAGUUGCUUAUAAUAGAACUACUUCAAAAGUUGAUCAUUUUUUAGCAAAUGAAGCUAAAGGUAAAUCAAUUAUUGGUGUUCAUUCAGUUAAAGAAUUAGUUGAAAAUUUAAAAAGACCAAGAAGAAUAAUGUUAUUAGUUAAAGCUGGUGAUGCAGUUGAUAAUUUCAUUGGUCAAUUAUUACCAUAUUUAGAUAAAGGAGAUAUAAUUAUUGAUGGUGGUAAUUCACAUUUCCCAGAUUCAAAUAGAAGAUUUGAAGAAUUAAAAGCAAAAGGAAUAUUAUUUGUUGGUUCAGGUGUUUCAGGUGGUGAAGAAGGUGCUAGAACUGGUCCUUCAUUAAUGCCAGGUGGAAAUGAAGAAGCUUGGCCACAUAUUAAAAAUAUUUUCCAAGAUAUUGCUGCUAAAUCAGAUGGUGAACCAUGUUGUGAUUGGGUUGGUGAUGCAGGAGCUGGUCAUUAUGUUAAAAUGGUUCAUAAUGGUAUUGAAUAUGGUGAUAUGCAAUUGAUUUGUGAAGCUUAUGAUGUUUUAAAAAGAGUUGGUAAAUUUACUGAUAAAGAAUGUGCUGAUGUUUUCACUAAAUGGAAUACAGGUGUUUUAGAUUCUUUCUUAAUUGAAAUUACAAGAGAUAUUUUAAAAUUUGAUGAUCCAACUGAUGGUCAACCAGUUGUUGAAAAAAUUUUGGAUACUGCUGGUCAAAAAGGUACAGGUAAAUGGACUGCUGUUAACGCUUUAGAUUUAGGUGUUCCAGUUACUUUAAUUGGUGAAGCUGUUUUUGCAAGAUGUCUUUCAGCAUUAAAAGCUGAAAGAGUUAAAGCUUCAAAAAUUUUAGAUGGUCCAGAAGUUACUAAAUCACCAAUUGAUGAAAAAGAUAGACAAAAAUUUGUUGAUGAUUUAGAACAAGCUUUAUAUGCUUCAAAAAUUAUUUCAUAUGCUCAAGGUUUCAUGUUAAUGAAUCAAGCUGCUAAAGAUUAUAACUGGAAAUUAAAUAAUGCUGGUAUUGCUUUAAUGUGGAGAGGUGGAUGUAUUAUUAGAUCAGUUUUCUUAAAAGAAAUUACUGCUGCUUAUAGAGAAAAUCCAAACUUAGAUAAUUUAUUAUUCCAUCCUUUCUUUAAAGAUGCUAUAACUAAAGCUCAAACUGGUUGGAGAUCAGCUGUAUCUCAUGCUAUUACUUGGGGUGUUCCAACACCAGCUUUUUCAACUGCUUUAGCAUUUUAUGAUGGUUUAAGAUCUGAAAAAUUACCAGCUAAUUUAUUACAAGCUCAAAGAGAUUAUUUCGGUGCUCAUACUUUCCAAGUUGCUCCAGGUAAAGAAACUAAAUUCUUACCAGCUGGUCAAUGGGUUCAUGUUAAUUGGACUGGUAAAGGUGGUAAUGUUUCAGCUUCUACUUAUGAUGCUUAA